ACGUGGAGACCAUUUCUAAACCCCUGAAUCCUGCUCUCUUCCUAUCUCUCAACUUUUGCUCAAUAUCAAUGUCUUCCGUAUCCAUAUCCUUCUCCCCACUCGCCUUAUCUCUCCCCAAUAAGCCCUACCGCAAGAACCCCUCUCAAAAACCUAAUCCCCAAUUCAUUUCCAAAUCCAAAUCUAAAUCUAAAUCAACUUCAAAGUCAAAAGCAAAAUCUAAGUCAAAAUCCAGCAGCUCAGACGAAAAGUUAACAUCAUCAUCUUCAAUCGCUAUUGAAGCAACUAGCUAUACUCGUCUCCCACCUAGAGAUGACUUUCUCGCUUCUUCACUUAUCGACGCUUACCGAGAAAUCAAGCUUUCUGAUUCAUAUGUUGUUACGAAAUCGGAGGAGGGGCAAAGAAUCAGUAAGGAAUUGCAUGGGGAAAAACUCAUUGGGUUUGAUUAUAAGGAGUAUGAAACUCCGGAUGUUGGAGAAGAUGAUGAAGAUGAAGAUUUCGAGGAAGACUAUGAUUCUGACGAGGAAGACAUUGAUUAUAUAGAAGGGAGAGAAGAAGAUGGUGAAAUUGUUGUUUUUGGAGGCGAAGAAUUCGAGGGUUUUAAGGAGGGAGAUGAGGAUGAGGAUGAGGAAGAGAAAGAGAAGGGGGUUCCAGCAGUGAUGAGAUGUUUCGACAGGGCAAAGAUAUUUGUCAAGGCUGGGAAUGGUGGGAAUGGGGUAGUGGCAUUUAGGAGGGAGAAGUUUGUGCCGUUGGGGGGACCGUCGGGUGGGGAUGGAGGGAAAGGAGGGAAUGUGUAUGUGGAGGUGGAUGGGGCAAUGAAUUCGUUGUUGCCGUUUAGGAAUUGCUUGCAUUAUAGGGCCGGGAGAGGGUCGCAUGGACAGGGGAGUGACCAGAAUGGGGCUAAAGGAGAGGAUGUAGUGGUGAAGAUUGCGCCGGGGACGGUGAUUCGAGAGGCGAGGGAGGAUGGGGUUGUAGGCGAAGUCUUGUUAGAGUUAUUGCAUCCAGGGCAGAGGGCAUUGUUGUUGCCCGGUGGUAGAGGUGGCAGAGGAAAUGCAGCGUUUAAGUCAGGAAUGAAUAAGGUGCCAAGGAUUGCAGAAAACGGGGAGGAAGGUCAUGAAAUGUGGUUGGAAUUGGAGCUUAAGCUUGUUGCUGAUGUUGGAAUUGUUGGUGCUCCAAAUGCUGGAAAAAGCACACUUCUUAGCGUGAUAAGUGCUGCUCGACCAGAAAUAGCAAACUAUCCUUUUACAACGUUGCUUCCAAAUCUUGGUGUAGUUUCAUUCGACUAUGAUUCUACAAUGAUUGUAGCUGAUUUACCAGGUUUGCUUGAAGGUGCACAUCGAGGUUUUGGUUUAGGCCAUGAAUUUCUGCGGCAUACUGAAAGAUGUUCUGUUCUGGUGCAUGUUGUUGAUGGUUCAUCUCCGCAGCCAGAAUAUGAGUUUGACGCAAUUCGUCUGGAGCUUGAAUUAUUUAACCCUGAACUUGCUGAAAAGCCUUAUCUGGUUGCUUUUAAUAAGAUGGAUCUUCCUGAAGCAUCUGAAAGAUGGGAAUCAUUUGAGCAGCACCUUCUAGCUGAGGAUAUUCAACCUUUCUGCAUGAGUGCUAUUAGUAAACAGGGUACCCAUGAAGUAGUUUGUGCUGCCUAUGAGCUAGUAAGGAAAAUCAGGGAGGCUGCUAAAGAAGUUGAAGGUUUAGCUGCUCCUGUCAAUCUUAAUCACGUGGCUGAGGAAAUAAAGAAGAAACGAGCUUUCCCUAUCAAUGAUUUUGAUAUUACUCAUGAUAGUAGCUCAAAGACGUGGCAUGUGGUUGGAGAUGGAUUAGAGAGGUUUGUUCAAAUGACUAAUUGGAGCUAUGUGGAUUCUGAUAAAAGGUUCCAACAUGUUCUCGAGGCUUGUGGUGUUAAUAAAUCCUUGAUUGAUCGUGGUGUGAAGGAAGGCGAUACUGUUAACAUAGCAGGGUUGGAGCGAAUAUGGUACAAUGCCCCCGGAAGUGCUAGCUCUUCAGGUGCAAAGAAUAAGUCAACAGAUUCAAUCAGAUGGCCUAGCUGGAAGUGAUCCAUGCAUUAUAAUAACGUCAUCCAACAUUGCAAGCAUGCGAGGGACAUGACAUCUUAUAGUACCGAUGGCUGAAUCAUCCUGGGUUUGUUCUAUACCUAUGCAGAUAUAAAUCCUUAAAGUAAGGCCAACACGACCUGUGUUCUAGUUGUGGCAACUUGAUCCUGCUAUCAAUGAAACAUGGCACCUCGUUCACCCAACAAAUUUAUGCCUCUGGAAAGUGGUGUGGUUCAUUUCUUUGGUUGUUGGUGCUCAGCUCAAGGUGACUAAUUUCGAGUCCUACUAUCAGGAUCUACUGUCUCAUUGCUGCACUUACUGUUAGCUCAUCUUUGAUAAGUCCACUUGUUUAAGCUUCUCAUGCCUUCUCAAACAAUUAAACUAGCUGAGGUUUACUCAGAGUCGUCGCCUACCGAUUAUGUAUAUUUGUGCGUCUUGUUGCAUGUUGAAUAAUGUAUCUGAUUUGAUUUAUUGCAAAUUUAAGUCAAUGAUAUGGUUGCACAACCUUGUACACCGGAAA
Spinacia oleracea (spinach) is the source of this 2565-nucleotide messenger RNA. Its product is annotated as GTP-binding protein OBGC, chloroplastic. Gene Ontology annotation, cellular component: mitochondrion. The record is from RefSeq and is a predicted model, not a curated record. Gene Ontology annotation, molecular function: GTPase activity; magnesium ion binding; GTP binding. The coding region runs from base 69 to 2048 and encodes 659 amino acids. The transcript is spliced from 6 exons. NCBI's taxonomy places the organism in Eukaryota, Viridiplantae, Streptophyta, Magnoliopsida, Caryophyllales, Amaranthaceae.